Molecule: messenger RNA, 4167 nt
Organism: Mycena citricolor
Lineage: Eukaryota; Fungi; Basidiomycota; Agaricomycetes; Agaricales; Mycenaceae
Source: the annotation of a GenBank genome assembly
UGGUCCCAGUUCGAGCUUGCGAUGCUGGCCGGGACUUGGAAGCUGCAGACAUUCUGACGUUGCUUGAUAUAAGACCGUGGAUAGCAAAGAUUAGACGAAACCAUCCGGACUACGAUGCCAGGCACAAGUUUGGCGCAGACUUCUGUGUCGUUUCCUCAUAAGGAGUUGUGGCGGCGUGGCUGUGUGAAGAUCUGUUGGGCUCCCGCAGACUUGCUCCGAUCCCGUCGACUUCACCCAAUCGAAUCUCGUCUACGAUUGGCGUUCAUUUGAACAUAGUACGGCUGAUCCAGCACAUGCAUCUCCACAUCUUCACACGCUCUCAAUCUUCACCGUGUCCAGCCUAUGAGCACCGCGGGACUCCAUCUUCGCAUCUUAUAACAGGCGUUCUUGCGUCAGUUGACCAUGGACUUGGAUACAUUCACCGAAGAUGGGUGCAGACGGCUAGCCAAAGCCCGAUGCCUAGCCCGUCUCCUAUCUCGUGGGGAUAGAGUCGCCCAUAUCGGGUUCGCCUUGCCGCAUUUGCGAUUGCGGGGGUACUUUGAUCGACAGUGUUGUUAUGAUCUUGUAUUCCAGCUGAUAACUUCUCCAAGUUCUCUUCCGUCUUCUCCCUCUUCAUUCUACCAGUCAGAUCCAUGUCGAGCGCCCCAUGGAUUAUCGAAUCUGAUGACUUGGAGUUCCCAGAUGGAGAUGCCUGUAAGGCAGGAAGGAUUGCGCGCGGGUUAUGGAGGGGCAAUGUGGUGGCGGUUAAGGUCCUGACGAAACAAGCCGAGGGAUCCGCAUUGACCGAGCGCGGUUCUCUAUGGAGCAGCCUUCAGCACGGGAACAUAUUGCAGACCCUCGGGGUUUCUCCCGCGGAUGCCGAUCCUCUCUUCGUCGUUACUCCGUACCACUCAUUCGGCAACGUCAUGCAACAUCUCGAACGAAACCCUGGGGCUGACCGCAUGCAACUUGUCUUGGAUGCAGCUCUUGGCAUGCAAUAUCUGCAUACAUGCGGAGUCGUCCAUGGCAGUCUCAAGCCAUCCAACAUUCUAGUUAAGCAAUCUGGGCGAGCCUGCAUUGCCGACUACGGAAUGGUCGAAGUGCAGUCAAGCGCAAGCCACGGUCAUCGAUACUUUAGCCCUGAAGCAUGGAAAGGAACGUUAUCUCGUCCUUCCGACGUAUAUGCCUGGGCCAUGAGCGCCUCGGAGAUACUCACCUCCAAAGCGCCUUGGGGAAUCCUUACUGAGAAACAAAUUUUCCGACUAGUAGUCCAGCAGAACAUGACACCUGAUCGACCCGACGAGGAUCUCGAUUUGACUGAUAAUGUUUGGGAACUGCUGGAGGAUUGCUGGCGAGCUUCUCGACUUCGGCCGACUUUCGAUGCCCUCGUUCAACGCUUGCACGCAGGCAGCGAGCAAGAGAUUACUAUUCCGCCCUCCUUCGACAACGCCAAUGGCUUGGCUCCCCCGAAAGCCAAUCGUACACGAUACACCGUGUCGAUGAUGAGUGGUCCUCCGGCUUAUGACGCGCCAUCGAGCACAGCAGUCCACCCCGGAUCGGCACCGCCGACCGUCACGCACUUCCAACCGCCUCCCAAGAAGAAUCUCGUCCCGCAGAGGCUCACACCCAUGAACCGAGGUAGUACCAGCGAUCUGAACAGCAGUUUUGACUCGGAGGAAGGGGGAACGAGCGCAGGCACUUCUCCGCCCAGGACCCCACGUAGCGAAUUAGGGCUGAUGUCUUCUCCGUCUGUAAGGACGUCUUCGUCUGCUCCCAACGCGAAUCUGAUCGCGGGGGCUCUGUCCACAGAAGUCAAAGAAGGUCGGAAACGAGAUGUGGUCGACGGUUACCUGGGAAAGAUGAUUGCGUUGAGCUUGGGUUCGUCCAAAGACGCGCACAAGUUGGUCACGGCUGGAGUUAUCCCGACUUUGAUCGUGCUGCUCAAGACACGGGCUGCGGAUGGAAUUGGCCUGGAGUUGGUUCUUCUGGCUCUCGGAUUUCUCAUUCACGAUCCCAUCACGGCAAAUGCGGUUCAUCGCACGGACACGUCCAAGACGCUGAUCGAUAUCCUCAACGCGGCACAACUGGAUGACAUUGGGGCGCUUGCCAUCUGGUGCCUGAUCCGGGUUGCCCGCACGCCCGAAGUGGUAGCUUCCUUGCUCAAGCACAACUUGGGGAGCUCGCUCGUCAGAAAGGGCCUGCGAGGCGGCCAGCGGACUUCGCGGAUGGCGGGGUGGUGUCUCGGCGCCAUUGUCCGAUCGGACGCCAUCGCCGACGCGUUAUGUGAGAUGGGCAUCGUCUCGGCAGUGUGCGAGCACAUGCGACGUUGCAGAAGCUCUGUCAACGCUGACGCUGCCGACCACAGCGCUAUUCUAUAUGCGGUCGCACGGCUUUCGCGGUCCAUCAAGAUAGCCAAGCAGCUCUCCAAAGGGGGAUGCGUCGACGCCCUGGCGUAUUUCCUCGAGACUGCAGAAGAUCCGCAGGUGCUGCAAUGGAGUGUUCGCGCUGUGGGAUGUCUCAUGCGUCCCAAUAGUGGGGACAUGGCCAAGACCCUGCUGGACGCCGGCAUCGCGAGUGGAUUGGCGCGGCUUCCCAGCAUCCUCCCGGCCGACCAGAUCGAGCCUCUCGGCGCCUUCGCGUUUGCCGUCCAACGCUUCUCUUGUGCGGAGUGGGGCGGAGGAACGAGAAAAGCACUGGUCGAGGCUGGCGCUGUUGACGCUCUCCUCGCGGCUCUCCGCACCGCUGCCGAAGAGCCGUUCCCGCAGGUCCACAUCGAGUUGGCCCAUGCAAUAGCGCUUUUGGCGGAUGUCGGGGGCUCGGCCAUCCGCAAGGAGAUCGUGAGCGCGGGUGGCGUGGAUAUUCUCAAGCAGAUUGCGAGCGACACUACGACGCGUGCUGACGUCGCCAAAGCCUGCAACUUGGCUGCAACCAGUGUCAUGGGCAAUCUCUGGUCGCGGAACGCCGCUUCCGCGAAAGCUGCUUUGGUGCAUGAAUGGUCCGGUGGAUGUCCGGAUCACAUUCCCGAAUGCCCGAUUCCGAUGAACGAGAUCGAGGCUUGGUAGAUCGUUGUAUUCUUACUGACUUAUACACUAUGUAAACUGUAAAUCCCUGUCUAUUCUAAAUAUGGCUCGGCUCAGAACCCCAUCGCCAGAACCAGCCGCUCAUCUGAUCUGGAUCAGGUAGCCUCUUAGCGAAAGGUCGUGCCACGUUUGAGUUUCGACGGUGUGCACUGCGAAACUCACACCAGUUGGCCGCACCCCUACACACUGGCCACAUGUCCCGCGCGGAUCUCUUCCUUGGCGCACUCUACCUGGCGUCCUUCGGGCUGCUCCUCGUCCGACUCAUGGACGCGACCGUCACUGCCGAAAUGCUGCGUAUGCUGCCCGUCACGGUCGGCACCCGCGUGAUGCAUGCAAUUCCCCAACGCUUCGUGGUCCACGCGGGCUGACUGGGCGGAUGGAUGCGACGAUGUGUGUCUCUACUCUAACGAAUUCCCUCUGCACGACUGACGGGCUGCCUCGGCAUUAGGCUGGGGCCGAUGAGGCGGAUUUUAUAUCAUCAAACUCGGUUGUCCCGUGCAGAGCAUGUCUAAUGAAAAUGCCUACGAACGAAAGAAUGCCAGCUCAGAUCCGGUUUCUGCCAAAAGAGGAAAUAGCAUUGCCUAAACAGGGUCACUACGUAGUAAAUUGGGUAAUCUUACAGUGGAUCCUCGAUCCGAUCAGCAAUGUUUGCGGUUGAACGUAUACGUGGUCAGACUGGUCGCUUUCAGCAGGAGCGAAUAGGCGCCCGAGUGGCUGGUUGCGGCGGCGACAGACACAAAGUCCUCCGUCGCGCUCGUGCGCACUGCUGCCAGCGGGCAGACGGUGUCAGGGAACGUCAGCGUCAGCGUCGUGUCGGUCGUGUUGGGGUUCAUCAGCAGGACGGAGUACGUCGUGGGUGUGGCCACUGCCAUCAUCCACUGCUGCACGUCGCUUCCGGUCAGCGCAUGCCGGAUGGAGCCGGCUAGGCAGGUUGGGUGAGACGCCGGUCCAGUAGUGCUUGGAGAUAUCUGCGAGACAGGUCAAUCUUCGAGAUUUGGCUUCGCCCAAGUCUGGAACUAACAUAAUUGGUGGUUCCCGUUCGUUGCAUAGUCUGGAUCGUAGUAGAUCAGGCCAUCCUUGAGAAGCAGAUCAGGAUGAGGAGGUGGAC